AUCAAAACGCUUUAUAGUAGCGGGGAGGGCAGUCGCUCGCCGACAACCAGAGAAAAAAUACCGGAGAGCGAUAUUAGUAUCGAAAAAAAAGUAACGAAUAACGGAGAGAAAUAAAAAAGAAAGUGGAUGCAGUGAGAAAUGCGUGUGUUUUGACAGUGGCUCCUAAUAAAGAUAAAAAGUGUUGAAAAGAAGGUAACGGACUUUUGAAGGAUUGAUGAGUGGAGGUACAGUGAUUAGAUAAAGAAUAAAUUACUGAGAAGAUAAAAGUGAAUUAUUAUUUUUUUUAUUUAUUUGUGAAUGAAAAGAAAAAAAGAAAAUAAUAACAAUAAGAAAAAAAAACAAUAAAUUAAGCAAGAAUCACGGAUUAUAAAAAAGAACAAAGUGUAUUGUGCUCGAGGCUUUUAUCAAGUGUUCGCAGGGGGGCCCUAGGGGUGGUUGAAAAUAAGGUCGCAGAAUGACGGGUGUCGUAGAAGGAAAAGGCGGGGGUGGAGACAACGACGUUAGCGCCACUGAUAAGGUCGUACAGCAAAAUGGAGCUCCAGAAAAAGCUCCUGUAGUCACUGGAACUAAUAUGGAAACUCUCCCGCGUCCAGGAAAACAGAGCGACCCAAGUACCGCAUUUUUACGGGCUGCACGAGCUGGACAAUUGGAAAAAGUUUUAGAAUUUUUAGAAUCAGGAGUUGAUAUCAAUGCAUCAAAUGCUAAUGGAUUAAAUGCACUUCAUUUGGCGGCCAAGGACGGCCAUUCGGAGAUUGUACGUGAAUUGUUGACGCGCGGUGCAAUUGUAGAUGCAGCUACUAAAAAGGGAAACACAGCUUUACACAUUGCUUCACUUGCGGGUCAAGAGGAAGUAGUACAAUUACUUGUUCAACGAGGAGCUUCUGUAAACGCACAAUCGCAAAAUGGUUUUACUCCACUAUAUAUGGCAGCGCAAGAAAAUCAUGACUCUGUUGUUAAAUUUUUGCUCAGUAAAGGAGCUAAUCAAACUCUUGCAACUGAGGAUGGUUUCACUCCGUUGGCUGUUGCGAUGCAGCAGGGACACGACAAGGUCGUUGCAGUACUCCUGGAGAACGACACGCGAGGCAAAGUGCGACUCCCCGCUCUUCACAUUGCAGCUAAAAAAGAUGAUUGCAAAGCUGCUGCUUUGCUUCUUCAAAACGACCACAAUCCCGACGUUACAUCGAAAAGCGGUUUUACACCGCUGCAUAUUGCUGCCCAUUAUGGCAACGAUCGAAUCGCCUCUUUGCUUUAUGAUAAAGGAGCCGACGUUAACUUUGCAGCUAAACACAACAUAACGCCUAUGCACGUCGCUGCAAAGUGGGGCAAAAUAAAAAUGGUUAAUUUAUUGAUGAGCAAAGGAGCGAAUAUUGCAGCGAAAACACGCGACGGCUUAACGCCGCUUCAUUGUGCCGCACGUGCCGGUCAUCAUGAAGUCGUAGACAUUUUAAUAGAAAAAGGAGCACCCAUUGGUUCUAAAACAAAAAACGGCCUGGCACCACUUCACAUGGCGUCUCAAGGCGAUCACGUGGAUGCUGCUCGUAUAUUACUUUAUCAUCGGGCUCCAGUUGAUGAAGUCACAGUCGAUUAUCUAACAGCUCUUCACGUAGCGGCGCACUGCGGUCACGUUCGCGUAGCGAAACUUUUACUGGAUCGCAAUGCUGAUCCAAAUGCCCGUGCAUUGAAUGGUUUCACACCUUUACACAUUGCUUGCAAGAAGAAUCGUAUCAAAGUUGUGGAACUAUUGUUAAAGCACAAGGCCAGUAUCGAGGCCACCACAGAGUCAGGUCUUACGCCUCUGCAUGUCGCAAGUUUCAUGGGAUGUAUGAACAUUGUCAUAUACUUGUUGCAAAACGAAGCUAGUCCCGAUAUACCAACUGUUAGAGGGGAAACACCACUCCAUUUAGCAGCCCGUGCAAAUCAAACCGAUAUUAUCAGGAUAUUAUUGAGAAAUGGAGCUCAGGUUGACGCUCGAGCGAGAGAAGAGCAGACUCCACUUCAUGUUGCUUCUCGUCUAGGUAAUGUCGAUAUUGUUAUGCUUUUACUACAACACGGAGCUGGAGUUGAUGCUACUACGAAAGACUUGUACACGCCUCUUCAUAUUGCUGCUAAAGAAGGUCAAGAAGAGGUUGCAUCCGUUCUAUUAGAAAAUGGAGCUUCGCUUACUGCUACAACUAAAAAAGGCUUUACUCCACUUCAUCUUGCUGCUAAGUACGGUAAUAUGAACGUUGCGAGACUAUUAUUGCAGAAAAAUGCACCAGUUGAUGCUCAGGGGAAGAAUGGUGUUACUCCACUUCAUGUAGCUUCUCAUUAUGAUCAUCAAAACGUUGCCCUUUUACUACUUGAACAGGGUGCGUCACCUCACGCUAUGGCUAAAAAUGGUCAUACACCACUUCAUAUUGCAGCACGAAAAAAUCAAAUGGAUAUUGCAACGACGUUAUUAGAGUAUGGAGCUAAAGCAAAUGCCGAAUCUAAAGCUGGUUUCACCCCUCUCCAUCUUAGUGCUCAGGAGGGACAUACAGAUAUGUCAACAUUAUUAAUUGAACACAAAGCAGAUACGAAUCAUAAAGCAAAGAACGGACUUACGCCGCUACAUUUAUGCGCACAAGAAGACAAGACUAAUGUAGCGACAAUCCUUAUCAAAAAUGGUGCCGAAGUUGAUGCUAAAACUAAGGCCGGAUAUACACCCUUACACGUGGCAUCUCACUUCGGUCAAGCAGCUAUGGUACGUUUCCUACUGAGGGCCGGUGCGGCAGUAGAUAGUAGUACUGGCGCCGGCUAUACCCCAUUGCACCAAGCUGCACAGCAAGGCCACACGCUUGUUAUUAACUUACUACUCGAAAGUAAAGCCAAGCCUAAUGCAGUUACAAACAAUGGACAAACUGCUUUAGCGAUUGCACAAAAACUUGGUUAUAUUAGUGUUGUCGAAACGCUCAAAGUUGUAACAGAAACAGUUAUUACGACGACACAUACGACCACGAUUGAAGAAAAAUACAGAGUUCAAGCACCAGAAUCUAUGCAAGAAACGUUUAUGAGUGAUAGUGAAGACGAAGGUGGUGGUGAUGAGAUCGGCACUGCGGCCAUGAAUGUGUACGGACAGCCGCCUCACGCGCAACAUGUGUACCUCCCUUCUUACUACCAGGGCCAAAUGACCUACACUCGCGAAGAUCCAAUGCUCAGCGACCAACAGCAAUAUCGUUACAUGACUGUUGAUGACAUGAAGUCAAUGGGAGACGAUUCAAUGAGAGUAAACGUCACUGACGAUGAGAGGGACAAUCGACAUUCCGGAGGAACCACGGUUACAGAUAUGAUCACGAAAGAAAACUAUCAUCGUUCGAAUGCUGCGAAUCUUAAGCCUGAUAAUAUUGACAUCAAUAGGCAUCCAGUUCACGUUGGACCGUCACUAGACUCCUUAAAUUGGUCACUGGCAGCCCUUGGUAUCGUACCUAAAGGACAAGGAAUGUGGAGGGACAGCUUUUUGGUUUCGUUCCUGGUGGAUGCUCGUGGUGGGGCAAUGCGAGGAUGUCGUCACAGUGGUGUACGGGUUAUUGUACCGCCACGCAAAGCAGCGAUGCCGAUGAGAAUUACCUGCAGAUAUCUCAAGAGGGAUAAAUUAACGAAUCCACCUCCUUUAAUGGAAGGUGAAGCGCUUGCCAGUCGAAUACUUGAACUUGGACCAGUUGCGGCCAAAUUUUUGGGGCCCGUUAUCAUUGAAGUACCUCACUUUGCUUCUCUUCGAGGUAAGGAAAGAGAGAUUGUGAUUCUUCGAUCAGACAAUGGAGAGACCUGGCGCGAGCACACCCUGGAAGCUAGCGAGGAAGCUGUUCAGGAUGUGCUUAAUGAGAGCUUUGAAGGAGAAGAAUUAAGCCAGCUAGAAGAUCUUCAAACGUCACGAAUUGUACGUAUUCUCACGGUUGAUUUUCCCCAUUAUUUCGCCGUGGUGUCACGGAUUAGACAAGAAGUUCACGCGGUUGGUCCGGAGGGUGGAACUGUUUCAUCAUCAGCGGUACCACAAGUACAAGCCGUGUUUCCACCAGCGGCGCUCACUAAGAAAAUUAGAGUUGGCCUACAGGCUCAUCCAAUACCUGCGGAAUUGGUGGCUAAGCUCUUGGGAAAUCGAGUAGCAGUAUCGCCCAUCGUGACUGUUGAACCACGCCGUAGAAAAUUCCAUAAGCCCAUUACAUUGACCAUACCCGUGCCACAAGCAGCCAACAAGGGCAUGAUUAAUCAGUACUCUGGCGAUGCACCAACUUUGAGGCUUCUGUGCAGCAUAACUGGAUUGAGUCAUUUAGGGGGUCAGUCACGGGCGGUCUGGGAGGAUGUAACCGGCUCUACGCCCCUAACUUUCGUCAAGGAUUGUGUGUCUUUUACUACUACCGUAUCCGCCAGAUUUUGGCUCAUGGACUGUAGGAAUAUUACCGAGGCUACGCGAAUGGCCACCGAACUUUAUACCCACGCAACACAUGUACCUUUCAUGGCCAAAUUCGUCGUGUUUGCAAAACGAGUUGACCCACUGGAGGCGAGAUUACGUGUCUUUUGUAUGACAGAUGAUAAAGAAGACAAAACUUUGGAGCAUCAGGAGCAUUUUACAGAAGUAGCAAAAAGCCGUGAUGUUGAAGUACUCGAGGGCAAAACUCAAUACAUGGAGUUUGCCGGUAACCUUGUACCCGUUAUGAAGAGCGGUGAACAACUUCAGUUACCCUUCCGGGCGUUUAAGGAGAAUCGCGUGCCUUUCACGGCAAGAGUAAAAGAUCCAGAUGCAGCGGACAUGGUUGGUAGAAUAAUGUUUAUGAGUGAACCAAAGGUGGCCAAGGGCGAACCACCACAAUUACCAAUAUGUACGUUAAACAUCUUGUUACCGGAAAAAAUUUCACCUGAGACUGGACAUUCUGAAUUAGAUUUACUUGAGUUAUCCAAGAAUUAUAGCUUCUUACGUGAUGGCGGUAUAAGUCGUCCGGAUACAAUUCACAGAGCGACUAUCCGUCUGACGGAUAUUGCGAAUCUCCUUGAUCGUGACUGGGAAAAAUUAGCCGAAGAACUUAACGUAUUGCCUGCUGAUGUCGAUUUAAUUAAAGAUGAAUAUCCGGGUAAACCAGCACUUCAAGCUGCUGCUAUGUUUAAAUUGUGGCAGGGCAAUGGCAAUAAAGUAACUGGAAAUACACUUGAGAAAGCACUGAAUAAAAUCGGCCGAGAGGACAUCGUGAAAAAAUGUAUAUUCAAUGUUGAGCUUGUUACUGAUGAUGUUGAAAAAGCAGUAGCAAGAGUUAGAUUGGAUCAACCAGGUUUUGAUUCACUCAAAGAAGAGUUGGGACCUUCAAGGGAUUCAUCACUUCGACGUGAUGGAACACUUGCAUCUCAGAAACAUGAUUUUGAUGAACCUGAUCGAAUGAAAGACUCCGAAUCAGUUGAGGAUUUGAGUAACUUAGGAAAUGUGCAGCAAAAACACACAAAACAGCAGCACAUAACAAUUACCAACGGCACUGUGUUCAAUGGUACCUCAACCCCAAUAAAAGAUAAAUACGCAAGUGAAGAAAAAGAUCUUACCGACGAUAUGGCGGAAUUUCUGGAACAUAAGUAUUACGUCACGGAUACAAUGACUAAAAAAUCACGCGACGAAGUUGACGAUGACAGAAAAAAUCGACAGAGGGUUAUUGAGGAUGCUAAUAGACUAGUAACUGGUGUUAUACAAGACGCUGAGAAAGAGAAGGAGAAAUUAAUGAUGGAGGGGUUGUCGGGGGUUUAUCGAGAAGGGGGUAAAGAGGCAGGAGGUGCAAUAGACGUUAGUGAUGGUGAUAAAUUAGUUUAUGAUGUUGAAGGUAUUAUAGUUAAAGAGGCAGUAACUCGCGGGGAAGAAUCUGUCGAGCCGGUCAUUACAAAAAAAAUAAAACCAAACAUGAUUGAUGAUGAUUCUAGUGGUAAGGGUAAAAUUAUUUCAAAAACUAUUGUAACAACAAGUACGGGUGAUCCAGGUUCUGGAUCAUUUACAAAAACUACAACAGUGCGUGAAAUAUCUCCCGGACAGUCAUCUUUCUUUGGUGUUAAUGAUCCUAUUAUUGGAGUAAAUGUGACGCAACCAACAGAAGAAUCAAGUAAAGUUGUCGUAACGAAAACAACUAUUACAACUGGACCCAUUACUGAGGAGAAAAUUGUUACUACAAAAGUAACAACUACUAUACCGGAAGCGCAGACGAUUGCGUUUGACACAAACGUUCCAAUCGAUCGCGCAACGGAACAAGCCAAAAGCAUCUCCAGAGUCAUUGUUGACUCUGUUUCGAUGCCGGCUGAUAAUAUAAGCACGAGCGAAAAAGAAAAAUUUUCUAAAGAAGAUAAAGAAGUUGCUGAAAAAUCAACAAAAAAAACAAAUAAAGUCAUACCGGCUAAUAAAGAAGAUAAGACUGAUAAAAAAACGAAAAAGAUUAAUGAAAAUUCAAGAAAAUCAGUAUAUGACGAUGUUUAUAAUCAACCGGAUGAUACUAAAGAAGAAAGCAAGAAAAAAGAAAAAGGUGGUAUAUUUUCUGGUAUCUUUAAGGGGCCAAAAUUGAAGAAAGGAAAAUCGAAAGAUUCUCAAGAUCCUUCUUUUGAUAGUGGCGAUGAAUCAAUAAAAGUAGCAACUCAAGAAUUUUUAGAGGAUACCAGAAAAAUUGCUGAACCAAUCAAAGAAUCACCAUCUUAUCCUGCUUUUGAUCCUGAUACAUAUAUAGCUAUUUGCCCUCAAAAACUACCGGAAAAUGAACCAAAUCGUGAUCCGAUUUGGGCAACUGCAGAUUUUUUGUAUGAUUCAAGAAGAAGCGCUGAAGCCUUUGUUCCUGAAUAUCUAAUACCUGAAAAACCCGAGUUAAAGAAAUUGGAUACUGAAAAAUCUUCAGAUAAGGAAAAAGAAAAUAAAGAAAUUCCAACAGAGUUGAAAGAUAGCAAAGAAAAACACGGAUUUUUCACGAAUCUUUUUAAAACUUCUAAAAAAGUUGAGAGUGAUGUAGAAUCUGACAAUGAAAAUGCUAAAAAAUCUUUUGAACCUAUUGAAGAAAAAGCAAAGAAAGAUAUUAAAAAUCUCAAAGAAAAAAUCGAUGAUGAUAUUAAAGAGUCUGUCAAUAGUUUAGAGAACAAAUCCAAAGAUGAUGUUGACUCAAUACUACGACGAGAUAAAAAAAUUGAUGAUGACAUUGAUAGGAUGAAACAAAGUAUUCAUGAUACUGGCGAAUCUAUUGACAUUGACUUGAAACGUUUGAGCGGAGAAAUCAAAACGCUAAACGAUAAAAUCGAAAAUUCAGAAGAAACAAUUCAAAAAGAGACUAAACAAGUUGAAAGUGACAUUAAAGCAAACAUUGAUGAUCUUGAUGAAAUAAAGGAAAAGUCAGGUGGCUUCUUCGGUAUUUUCCGUAGUCCAAAAUCAAAAGACAAAAGACGAAGUAGAUCAAAAGAUAAAGAUACAAAAGAUAUGUCAUUUGAUAGUGGUGAUGAAGAAUUAAGAAUCGUUACUAAGACUUUUUUGGAUGAUACAAAAAAAGUUGCCGACAAAUUAGCUCAAGACGAUGGUUCAAAAAUCAUUUCCGAGACUCAAAUGGAGAAAAUUGAAAAAUUCGUUUCCGUCACAGAAGAUUCAGAUGUACCAAUUGACAAAUUAAAAAGCACAUCUUAUGAUAUCAAAGCAUCUCCUACUAAAACUUCAACUGUCCUUACAGCAGCUACUGGUGUUAUUGCAAGACCUGAUGAUGAUACUAAAAAUAGUGAUGGACACACUCAAAAAGUUUCAGAAAUGAAUCAAACUGUAUUCACAAAAAAUCCAAGUACAGAAAAAUUAGAAAAGGCUGAGAAAAGAAUGUCAGGAGAUUUUGAAGAGUCUGCUGAUGAAGGAAAACAAAAGGGAACUAGUUUCUUUAGUAUGUUUAAAAGUCCAAAAGUAAAGAAUAAAAAAAGUCGAUCAAGAGAUCGAAGUAGUUCCAAAGAACCUUCGUUUGAUAGUGGAGAUGAAGAACUGAGACAUGCAACAUCGAAAUUUUUAGAAGAUACAAAAAAAUCAGCUGACUAUAUUGGUGAAUCUGACCUUACAAGAAGGAAGUCUCUCAAAGAUAGUGUCAAAACUGAUACUAAGUCUACAGCUGCUGAAGUGUUAGAUGUCCCGAUUCUUUCACCUGUAUCUGAUUCUUCAGAUUCAAAAAAAGAUUCGGAUAAAGGUGGAAUAUUUGGUAUAUUUAAAAGUCCUAAAAGUACUUUGAAAAGAAGAAGUAAAUCAAGAGAAAAAAGUUCAUCUACUGACGUAUCUUUUGAUAGUGGAGAUGAGGAAAUAAAAAUUGCAACAUUAAAAUUUUUAGAUGAUACCAGAAGUAUAUCCGCUAUUAUGGAAGAGUAUCCCUACCCUUCAGCUCCAAUGAGUCAAAGUGAAGAAGAAAAAAAAGAAAUUAUCGCAUAUAAAGAUGGAAACAUACAAGAAGAAGAUAAAGAUGAAUGUAAAGAUGAAAAAGAUAUCGAUAAAAGUAACUAUUUAACAAAAAUUGACAAGAGCGUUAAACAGAGCGUCGACAUAGUAAUUGACGAAGUGAAAGAAUUUGGAGAUGAAGUGAAAGAACAGGUUCCAGAAGAAGAUAAAAAAACUGAUAUUGUUUCCAAGAAAGUUUCUAAAGAUAUCAAAAGUAAGGUAGCAGGAAAAAUAACAGAAGGUAAAGACAAAUUAGCUAAAGAUAUGAAAGCAGUAAAGAGUAAGAUUAAAGACGUUAAACCAAAAAUUAAAACUGAUACAGCUAGCAGAGGUAAGCCAUUGGAAGAUAAAAUGAAAACAAUUAAAACAGUAACUGUAAAAAAUACUAACAAAAAUGCUAAAGCAGUCUCUGUAGAAAACAUAGAGGAAAAAGCUCAAAAAGAGUCUAAAAAAACUGGAGAAACAGGCUUCGUAUCUGAUAUGAUUAAAGGAGCUAAACAUGCAGUUGAUGGAGUAACUAAAGACGUCAAAGAAUUCUGGGAUGAAACAGGAGAAGAUGUGAAGCUGAACAAAGAGCAACCUGAAAAUGUUGCCGAAAAAAGUUCGAACGAAAAUAAAGACAUUCAAACAAAAAUCACCCCUAAUCCUUCCACUGGAAAAGAUAAAAUUACAGCAAAAAUAUCGAAGACAGCGAAAGUUAUUCCUGAUGAUUCUGGAGCUGUGAAAAAUCAAACGAAUAGGAAGUCUAGUGGAAAAAGUACUGUAGUAGAAACAGUUAAGACCACUCAAGAAAGACCUACAAAAAUGGGUAAAAACGCGAUUAAAAAGGUCAGUGAUAGUGCUAAAAAACCGAAAAAAACCAAUGGAAAAGUAAAUAACGAAAAUGGUAGAGUCGAAAAGGAUAAAGUUACAGAAACUGUAAUAGCUAUGGCUGAUUCUAUGGAAAAAACAGAAGGUGCAGCAGAGGAGGGAAAUAGAGAAAAAGCAAAGACAGCUCAAGAAAAAGAAGGAGUUUUUUCAGCUUUGGUUCAUGAAGUAGAACGACCAUCAAUAAAUACUGUCGGGAAUGUUCAAGAAUUUUUAGAUAAUACGAAACAGGAAGCUGCGAUAGAAAAAGAGCAGGUUGAAAAAGCUGUCAAAAAAAACGAAAAAAUCGAAGACAAAAUAGGUAAUAUAGUAAUUCCAAAGACGAAACAUACUGUAAAAGCGACUGAUAGUGUAGAGAAAAUAAAAGGUACAGCAAAAGAUCAACAUAUUACUGAAAAGAGACCUGAAAUGAAAAAAAAAGAAGACACAAAACUCGUUGGAAAAAAAGUCAGGGAUACGGCUAAAACUACUGCUGAUAGUAUCGCGGUAACUGAAGGUAAAACAGAGAAAGAAGCUAGAAAAGUUAAAGACAAAGGUAAAGGAUUUUUCUCUGGUAUAUUCAAAGGAGUCAAACAUGCAGCGGAUGAAGUCGCUGAAGAUGUUAAAGAAUUCGUUGAAGAGACAAAGAAAGAAGCUGAAGAAGAAGAAAAGAAAGCGAAACAUGCGGUUAGUGAAUUUGUAAAUGAGAGAAAAGAAAAGGCUGCUAAACAGAUUGCUGCAGAGAAAGAAGCUGUUUCUGAGGCUGCUGAAGCUACUAAUGAAGCAAUAUCUAAGGCUAAAGAUAAAACAUCACAAGCUGUCAAAGAAACCACCGAAAAAGUUGACGAUGGUGUUAAAAAAAUUAGUGAAAACGUUAAAGAUGUAGCAAAAAAAACUAAAGACAAGGUUGACGCUGAGAAGGAAUCUUUGUCCGACGCUGUUAAAACAGUAGAAGACAAAGUAGCCGCAACCACAGUUGAAACCUCUAACGCUUUGAAAGAAACGAAUGAUGCAGUUGCAAAAGAAAUUAAAGCAGACUCACAACUCAUCAAGGAGAAAAUAAGCGGUGCAGCUGAAACGGUUGUAGACAGUGCAGCAUCAAACAAGGACAAAGUGGAGAAAGAAGCUAAGAAAACUAAAGACAAAGGCAAAGGAUUUUUCUCCGGCAUAUUAAAAGGUGUCAAACAUGCAGCGGACGAAGCCACUGAAGAUGUUAAAGAAUUCGUUGACGAGACAAAGAAGAAAGCUGAAGAAGAAGAAGAGAAGGCGAAACAUGCUGUUAGUGACCCUGUAAAUGAAAGCAAAGAAAAGGUUGCUGAAAAGAUUACUGCCGGGAAAGAAGCUGUGUCUGAAGCUGCGAAAACUACCGGAGAAGUAAUAUCUGAAGCUAAAGACAAAACAUCCCAAGCUGUCAAAGACACUACUAAAAAUGUGGCAGAAAUAGUUGAAGAUGUAGCAAAAAGAGGUCACGACACAGUUGUCGCAGGAAAAGAAACUUUGUCUGACGUUGUUAAAACAGUAGAAGACAAAGUAGCCGUAUCCACAGUUGAAACCUCUAACGCUUUGGAAGAAACGAAAGAUGCAGUUGCAAAAGAAAUUAAAGCAGACUCACAACUCAUUGAAGAGAAAAUAAGCGGUGCAGUUGAAACGGUUGUAGACAGUACAUCAUCAACCAAGGACAAAGCAGAGAAAGAAGCUAAAAAAGCUAAAGACAAAGGUAAAGGAUUUUUCUCUGGUAUAUUCAAAGGAGUUAAGCAUGCAGCGGACGAAGUCGCUGAAGAUGUUAAAGAAUUCGUUGACGAGACGAAGAAGAAAGCUGAAGAAGAAGAAGAGAAGGCGAAACAUGCUGUUAGUGAACUUGCAAAUGACAGCAAAGAAAAGGCUGCUGAAAAGAUUACUGCGGGGAAAGAAUCUGUGUCUGAAGCUGCGAAAACUACCGAAGAAGUAAUAUCUGAAGCUAAAGACAAAACAUUCCAAGCUGUCAAAGACACUACUAAAAAUGUGGCAGAAAAAGUUGAAGAUGUAGCAAAAAGAGGUCACGACACAGUUGUCGCAGGAAAAGAAACUUUGACUGACGUUGUUAAAACAGUAGAAGACAAAGUAGUCGCAACCACAGUUGAAACCUCCAACGCUUUGAAAGAAACGGAACAUGCAGUUGCAAAAGAAAUUAAAGCAGACUCACAACUCAUCAAGGAGAAAAUAAGCGGUGCAACUGAAACGGUUGUAGACAGUGCAGCAUCAACGAAGGACAAAGCUGAGAAAGAAGCUAAGAAAGCUAAAGAAAAAGGCAAAGGAUUUUUCUCCGGUAUAUUCAAAGGAGUCAAACAUGCAGCAGACGAAGUCGCUGAAGAUGUUAAAGAAUUUGUCGAAGACACAAAGAAGGAAGCCGAAGAAGAGGAAGAAAAGGCGAAACACGCGAUUAGUGAAUUUGUAAAUGACAGCAAUGAAAAAGCGGCUGAAAAGAUUACUGCAGGGAAAGAAGCUGUGUCUGCAGCUGCAAAAACUUCCGGAGAAGUAAUAUCUGAAGCUAAAGACAAAACAUCCCAAGCUGUCAAAGACACUACUAAAAAUGUGGCCGACAACGUUGAGGAUGUAGCAAAAAAAGGUCACGACACAGUUGUCGCAGGAAAAGAAACUUUUUCUGACGUUGUUAAAACAGUAGAAGACAAAGUAGCCGUAUCUACAGUUGAAACCUCUAACGCUUUGGAAGAAACGAAAGAUGCAGUUGCAAAAGAAAUUAAAGCAGACUCACAACUCAUUGAAGAGAAAAUAAGCGGUGCAGUUGAAACGGUUGUAGACAGUACAUCAUCAACCAAGGACAAAGCAGAGAAAGAAGCUAAAAAAGCUAAAGACAAAGGUAAAGGAUUUUUCUCCGGUAUAUUUAAAGGAGUCAAACAUGCAGCAGACGAAGUCGCUGAAGAUGUUAAAGAAUUCGUUGACGAGACGAAGAAGAAAGCUGAAAAAGAAGAAGAGAAGGCGAAACAUGCUGUUAGUGAACUUGCAAAUGACAGCAAAGAAAAGGCUGCUGAAAAGAUUACUGCCGGGAAAGAAUCUGUGUCUGAAGCUGCAAAAACUACCGGUGAAGUAAUAUCGGAAACUAAAGACAAAACAUCCCAAGCUGUCAAAGACACUACUAAAAAUGUGGCCGACCACGUGGAAGAUGUAGCAAAAAGAGGUCACGACAAAGUUGUCGCAGGAAAAGAAACUUUGUCUGACGCUGUUAAAAUAGUAGAAGACAAAGUAGCCGUAACUGCAGUUAAAACCUCUGACGCUUUGAAAGGAACAAAAGAUGCAGUUGGAAAAGAAAUUAAAGCAGAUUCACAACUCAUCAAGGAGAAAAUGAGCGGUGCAGCUGAAAUGAUUGUAGACAGUGCAGUAUCAACCAAGGACAAAGCAGAGAAAGAAGCUAAAAAAGCUAAAGACAAAGGCAAAGGAUUUUUCUCCGGUAUAUUUAAAGGAGUCAAACAUGCCGCGGACAAAGUCGCUGAAGAUGUUAAUGAAUUCGUUGACGAGACAAAGGAAGAAGCCGAAGAAGAGGAAGAAAAGGCAAAACAUGCGAUUAGUGAAUUUUUAAAUGAGAGCAAUGAAAAAGCGGCUGGAAAGAUUGCUAAAGGGGAAGAAGUUUUGUUUAAAGCUGCUAAAGCUUCUGGUGAAGCAAUAUCUAAGGUUAAAGAUGAAACAUCACAAGCUGUCAAAGACACCACCAAAAAAGUUGACGAUGGCGUUAAAAAAGUUGCCGAAAACGUUGAAGAUGUAGCAAAAAGAGGUCAUGACACAGUGGUCGCAGGAAAAGAAUCUUUGUCUGACGCUGUACAAACAGUGGAUGACAAAGUAGCCGCAACCACAGUUGAAACUUCUGACGCUUCGAGAGGAACAAAGGAUGCAGUUGCAAAAGAAAUCAGAGAAGACUCACAACUCAUCAAAGAGAAAAUAAGCGGUGCAGCUGAAACGGUUGUAGACAGUGCAGCAUCAACCAAGGACAAAGCAGAGAAAGAAGCUAAGAAAGCUAAAGACAAAAGUAAAGGAUUUUUCUCCGGUAUAUUUAAGGGAGUCAAACAUGCCGCUGACGAAGUCGCUGAAGAUGUUAAAGAAUUCGUUGAAGAGACAAAGAAGGAAGCCAAAGAAGAGGAAGAGAAGGCAAAAUAUGCCGUUAGUGAACUUGUGAACGACACCAACGAAAAAGCGGCUAAUAAGAUUGCUACAGGAAAAGAAGCUGUGUUGAAAGCUGCUAAAGCUACUGAUGGAGUUAUAUCUGAGGCUAAAGGCAAAACAUUCGAAGCUGUCAAAGACAUCACUAAAACAGUUGCGGAAAACGUUGAAGAUGUAGCAAAAACAGUGCACGACAAAGUUGUCGCGGAAAAAGAAUCUUUGUCUGACGGUGUAAAAACAGUAAAAGACAAAGUAGCCGCAACUGCAGUUGGAACUUCUGACGCUUCAGAAGGAACAAAAGAUGCAAUCGCAAAAGAAAUCAAAGCAGACUCACAAAUCAUUAAAGCCAAAAUAAGCGGAGCAGCUGAAACGGUUGUAGAUAAUGCAACAUUAACCAAGGAUGACAGAGAGACAGAAACUAAGGAAGCUAAAGACAAAGGUAAAGGAUUUUUCUCCGGUAUAUUUAAAGGAGUCAAACAUGCCGCGGAUGAAGUCGUUGAAGAUGUUAAAGAAUUCGUUGACGAGACAAAGAAGGAAGCUGAAGAAGAAGAAGAGAACGCGAAACAUGCUGUUAGUAAACUUUUAAAUGACAGCAAAGAAAAAGCUGCUGAAAAGAUUGCUGUAGAAAAAGAAGCUGUUUCUAAAACUGCUCAAGCUACUAAUAAACCAAUAUCUGAGGUUAAAGAUAAAACAUCACAAGCUGUCAAAGACACUACUAAAAAUGUGGCCGAAAACGUUGAAGAUGUAGCGAAAAAGGCUCACGACAAAGUUGUUGCUGGAAAAGAAACUGUUUCUGAUGCUGUAAAAACAGUGGAAGGCAAAGUAGCUGCAACGGCAGUUGAAACUUCUGAGGCUCUGAAAGGUACAAAAGAUGCAGUUACAGAAGAAAUUAAAGCAGACUCACAAGUCAUUAAAGAGAAAAUCAGCGGUGCAGCUGAAACGGUUGUAGACAGUGCAUCAUCAACCAAGGACAAAGCAGAGAAAGAAGCUAAAAAAGCUAAAGACAAAGGUAAAGGAUUUUUCUCCGGUAUAUUUAAAGGAGUCAAACAUGCCGCGGAUGAAGUCGUUGAAGAUGUUAAAGAAUUUGUUGACGAGACAAAGAAGGAAGCUGAAGAAGAAGAAGAGAACGCGAAACAUGCUGUUAGUGAACUUGUAAAUGACAGCAAAGAAAAAGCUGCUGAAAAGAUUGCUGCAGGAAAAGAAGCUGUUUCUGAAACUGCUAAAGCUACUAGUAUAGCAAUAUCUGAGGUUAAAGAUAAAACAUCACAAGCUGUCAAAGACACUACCAAAAAUGUGGCCGAAAACGUUGAAGAUGUAGCGAAAAAGGCUCACGACAAAGUUGUUGCUGGAAAAGAAACUGUUUCUGAUGCUGUAAAAACAGUGAAAGGCAAAGUAGCUGCAACGGCAGUUGAAACUUCUGAGGCUUUGAAAGGUACAAAAGAUGCAGUUACAGAAGAAAUUAAACCAGACUCACAAGUCAUUAAAGAGAAAAUAAGCGGUGCAGCUGAAACGGUUGUAGACAAUGCAUCAUCAACCAAGGACAAAGCAGAGAAAGAAGCUAAAAAAGCUAAAGACAAAGGUAAAGGAUUUUUCUCAGGUAUAUUUAAAGGAGUCAAACAUGCCGCGGAUGAAGUCGUUGAAGAUGUUAAAGAAUUUGUUGACGAGACAAAGAAGGAAGCUGAAGAAGAAGAAGAGAACGCGAAACAUGCUGUUAGUGAACUUGUAAAUGACAGCAAAGAAAAAGCUGCUGAAAAGAUUGCUGCAGGAAAAGAAGCUGUUUCUGAAACUGCUAAAGCUACUAGUAUAGCAAUAUCUGAGGUUAAAGAUAAAACAUCACAAGCUGUCAAAGACACUACUAAAAAUGUGGCCGAAAACGUUGAAGAUGUAGCGAAAAAGGCUCACGACAAAGUUGUUGCUGGAAAAGAAACUGUUUCUGAUGCUGUAAAAACAGUGAAAGGCAAAGUAGCUGCAACGGCAGUUGAAACUUCUGAGGCUUUGAAAGGUACAAAAGAUGCAGUUACAGAAGAAAUUAAACCAGACUCACAAGUCAUUAAAGAGAAAAUAAGCGGUGCAGCUGAAACGGUUGUAGACAAUGCAUCAUCAACCAAGGACAAAGCAGAGAAAGAAGCUAAAAAAGCUAAAGACAAAGGUAAAGGAUUUUUCUCAGGUAUAUUUAAAGGAGUCAAACAUGCCGCGGAUGAAGUCGUUGAAGAUGUUAAAGAAUUUGUUGACGAGACAAAGAAGGAAGCUGAAGAAGAAGAAGAGAACGCGAAACAUGCUGUUAGUGAACUUGUAAAUGACAGCAAAGAAAAAGCUGCUGAAAAGAUUGCUGCAGGAAAAGAAGCUGUUUCUGAAACUGCUAAAGCUACUAGUAUAGCAAUAUCUGAGGUUAAAGAUAAAACAUCACAAGCUGUCAAAGACACUACUAAAAAUGUGGCCGAAAACGUUGAAGAUGUAGCGAAAAAGGCUCACGACAAAGUUGUUGCUGGAAAAGAAACUGUUUCUGACGCUGUUAAAACAGUGGAAGUCAAAGUAGCUGCAACGGCAGUUGAAACUUCUGAGGCUUUGAAAGGUACAAAAGAUGCAGUUGCAGAAGAAAUUAAAGCAGACUCACAAGUCAUUAAAGAGAAAAUAAGCGGUGCAGCUGAAACGGUUGUAGACAGUACAUCAUCAACCAAGGACAAAGCAGAGAUAGAAGCUAAAAAAGCUAAAGACAAAGGUAAAGGAUUUUUCUCCGGUAUAUUUAAAGGAGUCAAACAUGCCGCGGAUGAAGUCGUUGAAGAUGUUAAAGAAUUUGUUGACGAGACAAAGAAGGAAGCUGAAGAAGAAGAAGAGAACGCGAAACAUGCUGUUAGUGAACUUGUAAAUGACAGUAAAGAAAAGGUUACUGAAAAGAUUACUGCCGGGAAAGAAGCUGUUUCUGAAACUGCUAAAGCUACUAGUAUAGCAAUAUCUGAGGUUAAAGAUAAAACAUCACAAGCUGUCAAAGACACUACUAAAAAUGUGGCCGAAAACGUUGAAGAUGUAGCGAAAAAGGCUCACGACAAAGUUGUUGCUGGAAAAGAAACUGUUUCUGACGCUGUUAAAACAGUGGAAGUCAAAGUAGCUGCAACGGCAGUUGAAACUUCUGAGGCUUUGAAAGGUACAAAAGAUGCAGUUGCAGAAGAAAUUAAAGCAGACUCACAAGUCAUUAAAGAGAAAAUAAGCGGUGCAGCUGAAACGGUUGUAGACAGUACAUCAUCAACCAAGGACAAAGCAGAGAAAGAAGCUAAAAAAGCUAAAGACAAAGGUAAAGGAUUUUUCUCCGGUAUAUUUAAAGGAGUCAAACAUGCCGCGGAUGAAGUCAUUGAAGAUGUUAAAGAAUUUGUUGACGAGACAAAGAAGGAAGCUGAAGAAGAAGAAGAGAACGCGAAACAUGCUGUUAGUGAAUUUGUAAAUGACAGCAACGAAAAAGCUGGUGAAAAGAUUGCUGCAGGAAAAGAAGCUGUUUCUGAAAUUGCUAAAGCUACUAGUAUAGCAAUAUCUGAGGUUAACGAUAAAACAUCACAAGCUGUCAAAGACACUACUAAAAAUAUGGCCGGAAACGUCAAAGAUGUAGCAAAAAAGGCUCACGACAAAGUUGUUGCUGGAAAAGAAACUGUUUCUGACGCUGUAAAAACAGUGGAAGUUAAAGUAGCUGCAACGGCAGUUGAAACUUUUGAGGCUUUGAAAGGUACAAAAGAUGCAGUUGCAGGAGAAAUUAAAGCAGACUCACAAGUCAUUAAAGAGAAAAUAAGCGGUGCAGCUGAAACGGUUGUAGACAGUACAUCAUCAACCAAGGACAAAGCAGAAAAAGAAGCUAAAAAAGCUAAAGACAAAGGUAAAGGAUUAUUCUCUGGUAUAUUCAAAGGAGUUAAACAUGCAGCGGACGAAGUCGCUGAAGAUGUUAAAGAAUUCGUUGAAGAGACAAAGAAGGAAGCUGAAGAAGAAGAAGAGAAGGCGAAACAUGCUGUUAGUGAACUCAUAAAUGACAGUAAAGAAAAGGUUACUGAAAAGAUUACUGCCGGGAAAGAAGCUGUGUCUGAAGCUGCUAAAGCUACCGGUGAAGUAAUAUCUGAAGCGAAAGACAAAACAUUCCAAGCUGUCAAAGACACCACAAAAAAAGUUGACGAUGGCGUUAAAAAAAUUACCGAAAACGUUGAAAAUAAAGAGAAAUCCACUCACGUCAAAGUUGUCGCUGAAACAGAAUCUUUGUCUGACGCUGUAAAAACAGUCGAAGACAAAGCAGCCGCAACCGCAGUUGAAACUUUUGACGCUUUGAAAGGAACAAAAGAUGCAGUUGCAAAUGAAAUCAAAGCAGACUCACAAGUCAUUAAAGAGAAAAUAAGCGGUGCAGCUGAAACGGUUGUAGACAGUGCAUCAUCAACCAAGGACAAAGCAGAGAAAGAAGCUAAAAAAGCUAAAGACAAAGGUAAAGGAUUUUUCUCUGGUAUAUUCAAAGGAGUUAAGCAUGCAGCGGACGAAGUCGCUGAAGAUGUUAAAGAAUUCGUUGAAGAGACAAAGAAAGAAGCUGAAGAAGAAGAAGAGAAGGCAAAACAUCCUGUUGGUGAACUUGUGCAUGACAGCAAAGGAAAGGCUGCUGAAAAGAUUUCUGCAAGAAAAGAAGCUGUGUCCGAAGCUUUUAAAGUUACUGGUGAUGCAAUAUUGGAUGUAAAGGACAAAUCAUCACAAGCUGUAUCGGAUAUUACUCAAAAUUUCGAAGCUGAUGUCGAGAAAGUUACAUCUGAAGAAGAUAAAACCAGUGGUAUGUUUUUCGGAAUUCUAAAAGGUAACAAGCAUGGUUCAAACGAUAAGCAUAGUGACGUUAACGACUUUUUGAGAGACGCUCAACAGGAAGCUACGGAAGAGAAAUCCCGUGCUCAUCAAGUCGCUGUAGAUCUUGCUAAUAGCGUUAAAGGUGACAUUCAUAGUACGCGAGAUGUAUCAUCAAAAGCAACUAAAGAUGCAGUUAAUUCUGAUCCUUCCGUAAAAAUUAUCGAUGAAAAAACCGUAAUUGGUACUGAAAAGAAUAUAACGGCAGCUGCGAAAACAGCUCAUGAAAUCGUCGACGAUGUACAAAUUAAAGCAGAAACUUUAAAUAAAAAAAUUAAAGAUAAUACUCAGAUCGUUAGCGAUAACCUUAUAGGAACGAUGGAAACAGCAAUCAUAUCUGCUGAAGUAACUAACAAUAAAGCUGAAAAAGAUGCUAAGAAAGUUAAAGACAAAAAUGGUGGUAUGUUCUUUGGUAUUUUAAAAAGUCCGAAGCAUACUACUGACCCGGAAAAAGAAUUACGAUCACAUCGAGGACAACAAAACCAAGAGAUUAAAGAUUUUGCUGGCAAAGCCACCGAAGAAUUAGAUCGUAACACAAUGGAAGAAAUUGAAAUUAUAAAGAAAUCAACUAUCGAACCGUCAGACGAAGAUUCCGAUGAUGUUGGAAAAGGCGCUAAAAAAACUAAAAAUAAAAGUGUGGGUUUUUUUUCGGGAAUAAUUAAAGGUGCGAAACAUGUGGUGGACGAAGUAACAGGAGAAGUCAAAGAAUUCUGGGAUGAAACAAAAGAAGAAGAAGAAAAAGCAGAAUAUGCUCGACGUGAAGCUAAAGAGUCAGAAAAGCCCGCUAAAUUAAUGAGUACUAAAUCUGGGGAUGAUCUUGACGAUGAAGAAAAUAUGAGGCAUCAAAUGUAUUUAAACCUGGAACAAACCCUACAUGAUAACGCAGAUACUUCACUUUACCAUCCAAAAUCUCCAACAAAAGUGACAUUGCUUUUAGAUAAGAGUGGUUCUGACAGUGAGUCUGUAUCUGAAUUGGAUUCAGCUCACAGUACUAUAGACCAUGAAACAUCUCCGAAGAAAUCUUCAAGCAAAGGAAAAUCAAAGGGGGUUAUUUCAAAUAUUGUAAAAAGUGCAAAGAAUGUAUCACACAAAAUAACUAAAGAAGUUGAUCACGUUACUGAUAAUAUUAAAGACGCAACAGAAAAGUUCUGGGAGGAUACUAAAAUUGAUUCAAAAGAUUCGCAUUUAUCUGGCAGUUACGACGUUUCUUCUCCGCUCCGCGAGACCGAUUCUAAAUCAGUUAAAGCGACAGAUUUAGAAGAUAAGUUAGAAUCGUUUAGUUCAUUAGAAUUAGCUAGAGAAACAAUUCCAAAGGAUCAUUCAGAUAUGAGAAUAAAGUCUGUCUUGUGCAUUCCACAAAAAACUACUAGUACAACAAGAGAAGUAGUUAAAGAAGUUAGGGUAGUUAGAAUUGAGGAAAAAACAUCGUCCACAGAAAGACUUGAUGUAUAUGAUGAAGACUUAGUUAAAUUAGGGCACCUCGAGCCUCGCGCAGUGCAAUCCGUCACCACAGUCGUAACAAAGUCUGUGCGGACGGCAGCGGCGACCCCGCCACCCAGCCCCGACGAGCUCGGUGACAGUAGCAUUAAAGAUAUAACUGAGGAAGCUGCCAAACGUGCCCAACUUCUUGCAGAUCAGGCCUUAGCAGCAGGAAAACCAGGGCAUGAUUCGGCUGAGAUUGAUGGGACUGUAGAGAGGCAUGUUACUACUUCUGCUCCAACAAAGCAACCUGUUCCCGCCCCACGUCACUCUGCUAAGUUAUCUAUCAGCAAAACAGAGUUAACUCUUGAACUCGACGAGCAUCAUCAGAAACCCAAGAGCCCAAAAUCAAAAAUACCAGAGCUAAGUAAAAUAUCUGCAAAUAUUUGCGAAGAUCAGCUACCUGUUAAGCAACUUCGAGUAUCCGCAUCUGAUUCUACAGAGGCAAAUCAAAUAAGUAUGAUUCCAAUUCCCGUGGAUAAACAAAAAUCAUUGGAAAUAGUUGAAGAUAAAGUUGUGGCAACUAUCCAAAAUUCUAUAAUAGAGAAUCCGUCCAUUGCCUCUUACUCUUUCCCUGAAGACAUUGUUUACACUAAAACAGUAACAACAGUUGUUAGUUCUGAAGUGGAUCAAAAUAGCAUCAAAAAAAUAUUAAGUACCAAUGAAUUAUCUCAAGUACUGGAAGACGUUUCACAGGAUUUCAAUAAAUUUCCACAACUCGCUGAAGUCAGCAAUUACACUGUAAAGACUUCCAAGGCUUUCGUUAACGAAAGAAUACCAUUGUCCAGAUCGAAAGAGGAUCAGAUGAGCGAGGAAAAUGCAUCUGGUAGUAUAGUAAAGGAAGUAAGGUCAAUCAGCACCAAGAGUUCCUGGGAGUCAUCAACAAGAUCUCGUGAUGAUCACGAUAAUUGGGAAACUCAGUACUCAUUGGACACUUCACCAGGUUCAUGUGAUGCCGGAUUCACUAAAAAUAGUGACUCAAGGCAUGAUUUACCAAGCGACAGCGAUAGUGAGGGCUCACCACGACAAAGAAGACGUUCAAUGAGCAAGAGGCGAACACUUGGCAGCUCCAGUGGUUCUGAUGUUGCAUUGCACGAAGGUGCAGAGCUCUCCCCUAUGGAAGACGACCAAGAAUCUGACUUCUUACAACAUAGUGAACCAUCCUACAUGGAAACGACCACAACAGAAAUCGACCCACUGACCAACGAAAAAAUAACGAGAACGACACGAGUAAUAACCUCAUCAACAACGGUGCCUGGAACUGAAGAAAUGGUUGGAAAUGACGAACUUCGAGAAUCGAUGCAAAAAGUUGUCGAUCAAUUUAUGACAGAAGAAAGAAGAGCACAGUGAAAUUUUUUUUCUACAAGAGUAGCUAAAAAAUCAUAAAUUAGUAUUUUAAAAUUAACUAAUGAUGAAAAAAUUUUAAUAAUCUUAAAUGAAAAUAUAAAUAUGAAUUUAUUCCUCGCUACAAAUUCAUAUUUUUUUUUAUUGCAUAUUACUUUAUGUCAAAAUUACAUAAUUAGAAUUAUGCAUUAGCUUUGGACCAUGUUUAUUCUUUACUCUAAAUUCAUUUGUUUAAUUAUUUAUAUUAGUUUUAUCUUGUUUUUUUUUUUUUUUUUUUUUAACAAUUAAGUAAUUAU
Messenger RNA from Cotesia glomerata, 21375 nucleotides. Its product is annotated as ankyrin-2-like. Gene Ontology annotation, molecular function: protein binding; lipid binding. The record is from RefSeq and is a predicted model, not a curated record. Lineage: Eukaryota; Metazoa; Arthropoda; Insecta; Hymenoptera; Braconidae. The transcript has 34 exons. Gene Ontology annotation, biological process: lipoprotein metabolic process; lipid transport; signal transduction. Gene Ontology annotation, cellular component: extracellular region. The coding region runs from base 455 to 21085 and encodes 6876 amino acids.